GGUUGUCAGCAGCGAGGGACCGAAACGCUACUACACGUGUUUGCAUCUUCUGAACGGACCGAAGAACAAAAUAGUGUCGUCGACUUCCUCCGUUUUCUAUCGUCUCCAGCGUUUCUUCUACCUCCUCCUUGAACACAGUAGCUGAUGGAGAAGCAGCCAUUGCCAGGUGACGAUGACAAGACAGGAACCAUGGAGUCAGAGACUGAUCAGCAGGGCUCAUCUGAGCCAGCAGCUCGAGCAGGAUGGAACAGUAAAAUAGAGUAUUUUUUGGCUCAGGUGGGAUUCAGUGUUGGGCUUGGCAACGUCUGGAGGUUUCCAUAUUUGUGUCAUCAAAAUGGAGGGGGAGCUUUCCUCUUCCUGUAUGUGCUGUUGAUGCUGGUUGUGGGAAUCCCCUUAUUCUUCCUGGAGCUGGCAGCCGGUCAGGCCAUCCGACAAGGCAGCAUCGGAGUGUGGAAGUACAUCUCCCCCAGGCUCGCAGGGAUCGGCUACUCCAGUUGUGUGGUGUGUUUCUUUGUGGCUAUCUACUACAAUGUAAUCCUUGCAUGGAGUCUUUUCUAUCUGGGGAAAUCGUUCCAGUACCCUUUGCCUUGGGAGCAGUGUCCAAAACAGGGGAACGUAACAGUACAAGAAUGUGAAAAGAGCUCGCCCACAUCAUAUUUCUGGUACCGCGAGGCUUUGGACAUCACAGACUCGAUUGAUGAGACUGGCUCUUUCAACCCUUACAUUGUCUGCUGUCUGCUGGCUGCCUGGACCAUUGUGUGCUUGGGAAUGUUCAAGGGUAUCAAGAGUUCUGUCAAGGUGAUGUACUUCUCUUCCAUCUUCCCCUACGUGGUGCUGUUCUGCUUUCUCGUCCGAGGACUCCUGCUGGACGGGUCCUUAGAAGGAAUCACCUACAUGUUCUACCCCAAGCCAGAAAUUUGGGGGGAUGUGCAGGUGUGGCGGCAGGCAGCAACGCAGGUAUUCUUUGCCUUAGGACUUGGCUUUGGGUCCAUUAUUGCCUACUCAUCCUACAAUCCCAAGAACAACAACUGCCACCGCGAUGCCUUCACUGUCUCUGCUAUAAACUUCCUCACAUCUGUACUGGCCACCCUAGUGGUGUUUGCUGUGCUUGGUUUCCGUGCAAAGGAAAAGGUCAUGAAAUGUGUAGUCAGUAAUAUGAAGACAUUUUCAGAUCAGUUUCACAGUGGUGUUGUGGACCAAAACCUGAUUCCAGCCUUCAACUAUUCUGAUCCCAGUUCAGUGGCUUUAGAGGACUACAGUGCCUGGUUUAAACAGUAUGGAAAUUCUGUCCCUGGAAACUUAACAGAGUGUGACCUGGAAAAAGAGAUGCAGAAGGGUGUGGAGGGCACAGGCCUGGCUUUUAUAGCCUUCACAGAGGCCAUGACACUCCUGCCUGGUAGUCCCUUCUGGUCAGCACUCUUCUUCCUCAUGCUGCUCAACUUAGGACUCAGCACCAUGUUUGGCACUAUGGAAGGCAUCCUCGCUCCACUCACUGAUCGCUUCAAAACCCUGGCCAACAACAAGACCAAACUCACAAUCUUCAGCUGCAUCAUUGGCUUUUUAAUUGGCCUUCUCUUCGCCCAGCGUUGUGGGAACUACUUUGUGAUGAUGUUUGAUGAUUACUCCGCCACUCUGCCCCUCAUCAUUGUGGUGGUGUUUGAGACCUUCAGUGUGUCUUGGCUGUAUGGAGCUGACAGAUUCCUUGAUGACAUUGAGGGGAUGCUGGGCUGGCGUCCCAGUGUGAUUUACAAGUACCUGUGGAAAUACAUCUGCCUGCUUGCUAUGCUUGGGCUGCUGGGAGCCACCGGCAUCCGUAUGUUCAUCAAACACCCAACAUAUAUGGCCUGGAACCAAGAGAAGGCUUCCGAGGAACACCUGGCGUACCCUGGCUGGGCUCUGGCCGUUUUGGCUAUACUGAUCAUGUUUGCCAUGAUGCCUGUCCCAGUGGCUUUAAUCCACAGAGUUCUGAAAGACAGAACAAACCAAACAACCAGAGAUACAGAGAUCGGUCAGUACAGCAUUGUUGACACUGAUGACAAGUGUGAAACCGCUAUGACUGACAUGUCAGAGCUGGACCAAAGGAACGGCCACGCUGACUAAUUUCCCUCAACAGUGGACAUGAUGUUACUGUUUUUUCUUUUAAUAUCUGAAGACUUUUCCCACCUUUUUUAUUUAUUAAAUCCAGACAUAUUCAAAAGAUUUUUACUUUUUAAAAAUACUGCAACAAGUGCAACUUUAACGUAUUUGUAAUAUUGAAAAACGAAGAUGUGGAACAAAUGGUUUAUUUCUGUUUGGUAAUUACGAGUUUUUACGAGAAUUUGUAACACCUGUUGUCCAAAUGAGCUGUAACAAUGUUUUGCAGUUUUCAGUGUAAACCACAGAC
Molecule: messenger RNA, 2383 nt
Organism: Scatophagus argus
Lineage: Eukaryota; Metazoa; Chordata; Actinopteri; Scatophagidae
Product: sodium-dependent neutral amino acid transporter B(0)AT2-like
Exons: 12
Coding region: 145-2100 (651 amino acids)
Biological process (GO): sodium ion transmembrane transport
Cellular component (GO): membrane
Source: RefSeq, a predicted model, not a curated record